Molecule: messenger RNA, 375 nt
Organism: Babesia ovata
Lineage: Eukaryota; Apicomplexa; Aconoidasida; Piroplasmida; Babesiidae
Product: acriflavine resistance B, putative
Exons: 1
Coding region: 1-375 (124 amino acids)
Source: RefSeq, a predicted model, not a curated record
AUGCGAUGGGUCUUCCUUCUGCGCAUACUGGCGGUGCAGUUCCAUUCGACGGGCUUGGAGAUCUUUGUAACACUUGACGUAAGCCCGCCUGGUGUCAAGGUCAGGCAGACUGCGCUUGGGUACGUGAACGAGGGAACUGGUGUCCUUGCCCGUGAUGGUGUUGUCGCUGAAGGAAAUGUACUUGACGAGACGGCAGUCCGAAGGUAUAGCCGAUAUCUUGAACUGCCCGAGAAAGAGUCGCGCAAACUCGCGCUUGCGUUUAUAGAAUGCAUUCUCAUCCGCCACUUGAAGGAAUUGCGCCAUUGCGCUCCGCAGGCUGCGGCACUGCAAUUGCGCGAACAUGGUGGCACACUCUACGAACUCAGUUCGGAAUGA